This is a messenger RNA of Humulus lupulus (European hop), 987 nucleotides long. RefSeq lists its product as uncharacterized. The record is from RefSeq and is a predicted model, not a curated record. The coding region runs from base 1 to 987 and encodes 328 amino acids. NCBI's taxonomy places the organism in Eukaryota, Viridiplantae, Streptophyta, Magnoliopsida, Rosales, Cannabaceae. The transcript has a single exon.
AUGGUACAAUCAUCGGUUCAAUUUGGGGUAUCACCAACGGAAGACCCAAACUUACAUUUGGCUAAUUUCCUAGAGCUUUGCGCCACAUUCAAGAUGAACGGAGUGACAAACAAUGCAGUAAGGUUGAGACUAUUCCCGUUUUCAUUGAGGGACCAAGCAAAGAGUUGGCUUAUUUCUCUGGAAGCCAAUUCUAUCACAACAUGGGAGGAGCUAACUCAAAAAAAUUUAGCAAAAUUUUUCCCACCAUCGCUGUCUGCAAGGUAUAAAGGUGAAAUCAACAAUUUUCACCAAAACGAUGGUGAAUCACUGUAUGAUGCGUGGGAAAGGUUUAAGGAGCUUUUGAGAAAAUGUCCCCAUCAUGGAAUAAAAAAAUGGAUGUUAGUCCAUAUUUUUUACAAUGGUUUGUGUGGUACUACUCGCACAAUCAUAGAUGCAGCGUCUGGAGGAGCGUUCAUGAGUAAGAGCGCUAAUGAAGCUUAUGAUCUGUUGGAAGAAAUGGCUAUGAAUAACUAUCAAUGGCCAUCAGAAAGAGAAACCACUAAGAAGGUGGCUGGAGUGCAUGAAUUGGAUGCCAUCUCAAUGUUGUCUGCUCAAGUGGCAACAUUAACCAAACAGUUACAGCAGAACAACAUUCAAGCUCAAGCUCCAGUUAUGCAGAUGCAGAUUAUAUGUGAGUUAUGUGGGGGGCCUCAUUUAUUUGAACAAUGUACAAAUAAGGAUUUUAACAAUAUUCCUAUGGAGCAAGUGCAAGCAAUAGGGAACUUCCCAAGGCCCUCCAACAACCCAUAUUCCAUGAGUUACAAUCCAGGGUGGCGGAAUCACCCAAAUUUUUCUUGGACAAGUGGGCAGGGCAGUCAGCAACAAUUUCAACAGAAUCAACCACAGUAUACUCGACCUCCUCCUGGGUUUUAUCAGCAGCAACCAGUAAAACCUGCACAGCAACAGAUGCAAGCAAAGCAAGACGGUCAGGCUGAUGUGUUAACUUAA